CCCUCCCCACCCCAGCCAAAAAGCCGGGCCGGGAGGGAGAGGCCGAGCAGACGCCGAGCCCAGGUGCCCCGGGAUCCCGCGCAGCCCCGAGCCCAGCCCGAGCCAUGGAGAGAGGCAGCCUGAUCCAGAAGGCCAAGCUGGCGGAGCAGGCCGAGCGCUACGAGGACAUGGCCGACUUCAUGAAGGGGGCCGUGGAGAAGGGCGACGAGCUGUCCUGCGAGGAGCGCAAUCUGCUCUCGGUGGCCUACAAGAACGUGGUGGGCGGCCAGCGGGCGGCCUGGAGGGUGCUGUCCAGCAUCGAGCAGAAGGGGGCCGAGGAGGAGGGCGCCGAGGAGAAGGAGCGCGGCCCCGAGGUGCGCGAGUACCGGGAGAAGGUGGAGGGCGAGCUGCGCGGCGUCUGCGGCACCGUGCUGGGCCUGCUCGACUCGCACCUCAUCAAGAACGCGGGCGACGUCGAGAGCCAGGUCUUCUACCUGAAGAUGAAGGGCGACUAUUUCCGCUACCUGGCCGAGGUGGCCGUGGGCGACGACAAGAAGCGCACCAUCGACUCGGCCCGCGCCGCCUACCAGGAGGCCAUGGACAUCAGCAAGAAGGACAUGCUGCCCACCAACCCCAUCCGCCUGGGCCUGGCGCUCAACUUCUCCGUCUUCCACUACGAGAUCGCCAACAGCCCCGAGGAGGCCAUCUCCCUGGCCAAGACCACCUUCGACGAGGCCAUGGCCGAGCUGCACACGCUGAGCGAGGACUCCUACAAGGACAGCACCCUCAUCAUGCAGCUGUUGCGAGACAACCUGACCCUCUGGACGGCGGACAGCGCCGGGGAGGAGGGCGGCGACGUGCCGCCCCCCGAGGAGCAGCCCCAGAGCUGAGCCCCGCUCCCCGGAGCCCCGCCGGCCCCUUCCGUUCCCCGUCCCCCGCCCCGGCCUGGCCCCCCUCGGGGGAGAGGACUUGUGUGUGGGGCGGGCCCCCGGAUCCCUCUGCCCUUCUCCUCGGCCCCUCCAUCCCCGCCCCCCCCCUCACCGUGCGCCCCAGCUCGGGAGCGACUCAGACGCGAGAGCGAGGCCGGCUGGGCCGAGAGCUCCGGGAGCUUCUCCUUCCAGCCCCGGGCUGUUAGGGCCGGCGGUGGCGGGAGCCCCCACGAUGGUCCCAAGAUCCCUGGCUCUGAGCUGCGCCCCGCCCCCCCAGCGCUCUCCCUCUCCCUCUCCUGUCCCAGCUUCCUGUGGCUCUUAGGAUUGGGAAGUCCCGGCCCUGAGGGGCUGGAGAGGGGCUGGACUGGGGAGCCCAGAGGCUUGUGUGAGUGUUGGAGAAAGGAGUGUGUGAGUGGGUCUGGGUGACAGCGUGUGCUGGCGCGCUGGUGAGUGAGCGUGUCUGCGACUGUCAGAGAGCGUGUCUGAGUGUGUGACAAAGUUCCCUCUCAAUAAAGAAAGCUUCCCGGACA
Molecule: messenger RNA, 1438 nt
Organism: Sarcophilus harrisii (Tasmanian devil)
Lineage: Eukaryota; Metazoa; Chordata; Mammalia; Dasyuromorphia; Dasyuridae
Gene: SFN
Product: stratifin
Exons: 1
Coding region: 105-869 (254 amino acids)
Biological process (GO): signal transduction
Cellular component (GO): cytoplasm
Molecular function (GO): protein kinase binding
Source: RefSeq, a predicted model, not a curated record